AUGGAAGAUGCUCUCAAAGAACCUGUACAUCUCUCAAAAGGAAUUAAUUUGAAGGAGCUUCUAACAUCACAAACAGAAUUCCAUAUAGAUACAGAUUUCAAAAAAAAGAAGCCAGACUCAAUAUUAAAUUGGAAUAAUGAUUUAAUGUCAGAUUCUGAUGAGGAUGAUGAAAGCGACUCUGAAGAUGUCCUGAAAAAUAUAGAAACUUCAACGGAACAGAUGAUGCUUGUUUCUCCCGAAUACCAUUCGUUUAGUGAGCUUGCUGCUAAAAUGAUUGACUGUGUACCUAGUGGUGAUGUGAAAAUGCUUAUAAUUGAAGAAGGUGAUGGCCCUCUCGUCCCAGUUGAUGCUGAGGUGACCCUUCAUUAUGCUGCUUAUUGGGAAAAGGCGAAAAUCCCUUUUGAUUCCACGCUUACUAUGAACUCUGGAAUGCCUUUGCAUAUCCGUUUAGGCACGGGCAAGAUUUUAUUAGGCCUGGAAAUAGGUCUCACUGCGGUGAAGGGGCCUAAAGCCAGGUUCCAUUUGCUGCUGCAGCCGAAUGUUGCGUGGGGGGAGAGGGGUGCUCUGCCCCGGGUGAGACCGGAGCCUGCUUUAUUUGUUAUCGUGUUGUAUGAUGUCAAAGACGUACAAGCAGCAGCAAGAUUCAACGAUUUACCUAUGGAGGAACAGAAGAAAUUUGAAGUGACAAUGAAAACCGUAAAGUCCCUACACUCUCAAGCCAAGGACUUAUUCAAUAAGAAAAAAUACACCAAAGCUAUCAAAAACUAUCAACAAUCUAUAUCUGUGCUAAGAAUAUCGCAGCCGCAGAACGAAACCGAAGAAAGCGAAGUCAAAAAACUGAAGAUUGUCGUAUUUGUCAAUUUAGCCGUGUGUUACUACAAAAUAAAUAAACCAAAAUAUGUAAUAAACAUGUGCGAGAGCUUAGACCAUUUAAUCGAUAUAGAAACACACUGUAAGGCGUUGUUUUACUAUGGCAGGGCUUACGAAAUGCUUGGAAAAAGGGAGGAGGCGUUAAAAUAUUACAAUAAAGCGCUGAAACUUGAGCCGAAGAACAAGGAAAUCGGCAAAGCGCUGGUGGAUUUCGAGCGAUACAUCCAGGAAUCUGCGAAAAAGGAAAAAGAAAUGUGGCAGGCUGCUUUCAAAUCAACGCCGCAGAAAAAAAACGUUGUCUAUGACGUUGAUGUCGAUUUUCAAAAUGGCGUCAUAGAGAUGUGUCAGAAUUUGUCGGGAAGCGACGAGUACGCGAAAUUCGAAUUGCCGACGGGUUUGACUAAGAACGAAGUUGACUGCAUUAAGGCAUUAACAGAUAGAAAAAUGAUAAAGUUGGUGUUUAUCGCUGCGCUCGUGCAGUGCACAAUUUCUCAACAAUAUCAACAGAAAGUUGCUCCCGGAGUACCACCGCAGAAUUAUCAGAAUUACCAACCACCACCACCACCACCGCAACCUGGGCAACCUCCUCAGCAACAACAGUACCAACAACCACAGCAAUACCAACAACAACAACAACAAUAUCAACAGCCGCAGCAGCCACAGCAGCAACAUUACCAACAACAAGUGCCAGUUCAGCAGAUUCCGGUGCAAAACCCUCCGCAGGGUCAAGCUGCCCAUGGCGAUCCUCAACUCCUGAAUCCAGCCAACAUAGCCCAAGAAAGAGACCAUAUCAAGGAGCACAUGGAUGUACCAAUUGACACGUCCAAGAUGUCGGAGCAAGAGCUUCAGUUCCAUUACUUCAAGAUGCAUGACGCUGACAACAAUGAUAAGCUUGAUGGCUGCGAGCUGAUCAAAUCACUUAUACACUGGCACGAAGAGCAAGGUCACAAACAGCAACCUCAACCAGGAUCUCCUCCGGUAGGAGAGAAAAUCUUUACUGAUGAGGAGUUAACAAAUUUAAUAGACCCCAUAUUAAAUAUGGACGAUCAUAACAGGGAUGGUUACAUAGAUUAUCCGGAAUUCGUUAGGGCGCAACAGAAAACUCAAAGACAAGACGGAAAUCAAUAG
This is a messenger RNA of Parnassius apollo (apollo), 1998 nucleotides long. The record is from the annotation of a GenBank genome assembly. Lineage: Eukaryota; Metazoa; Arthropoda; Insecta; Lepidoptera; Papilionidae.